This is a messenger RNA of Eurypyga helias (sunbittern), 1256 nucleotides long. RefSeq names its product transmembrane protein 194B (gene NEMP2). Gene Ontology annotation, cellular component: nuclear envelope. The annotation marks the transcript as partial. The record is from RefSeq and is a predicted model, not a curated record. Lineage: Eukaryota; Metazoa; Chordata; Aves; Eurypygiformes; Eurypygidae. The transcript is spliced from 8 exons.
GUAGGAACUGUAGCUUUCUGCAGGAAAUGCAUGUCAUCCAGGAACAGGAUGAAAACUGCUACUGCUACGUGCAGAACAGAACCUUCCACUUGCAGUACGUUUGGUCGACUCUGCAGGUAAAAGUUAACAGCAGAGAACUGUUUAGGUUUGAGCCUAUUGCAGAAAAAAGCAACUGUCGUAAUUCAGAAACUGUUUUUGAGUUUGCUGCAUGUGCUGUUCAGAUCUUUUGGAAACCAGAGAUAUCUACAGAAACUUCCAUAAGCGUGAAACAAUAUGGAGAGGAUUUUUGUUUCAAAAUACAACCCUUCAAAACCAAACCGUACACUGUGAUUGUGGAACGAGAAAUGCUAGAUGGCAAGCUCUUGUUUCUGUUUGCAGCUGGAAUUUUUCUGUUCCAUUUUGCAAACAGCCUGAGCAGGAGUACCAAGUUCUUUUACCUUUCUGGAGUAAUACUGGGUGUUCUUGCUCUGCUCGUCUUUGUCCUGUUGACACUGAAAAGGUUCAUUCCAAGGCACAGUACCUUCUGGAUCUUAAUGAGUGGCUGCUGGAUGUCCUCCCUCUAUUUUAUUUACUGCUUCAAAGAGAAUAUGCAGUGGUUGUGGUCUGAACACAGAAACUACUUGUUGGGGUAUUUUCUGGCUGUUGGAAUCGCCAGCUUUGCCACUUGCUAUCAGCACGGACCGCUUACCGCUGAACUGAGCAUAACCUUGUUUGCGUGGACGCUACAACUAAUAGCCUUUGCCCUGAUUUAUUGUGGCGUCACCAUACCCCAAGUUGCGUACGCAGUGAUAGCAGUCAGCCUCUGCUCCAAAGGCCUGCGUUACCCCCUUGGUGCUGCCUCUCACAUAGGCAGAAAAAUCAAGAACCACUUUAAAUCAAAAAAGUUGGUGUUUAAACACCUUACUGAAGAGGAGUAUCGAGAACAAGGUGAAGCAGAAACUAGCAGAGCUCUGGAGGAGCUACGCUCAUUCUGCAGGAACCCUGACUUCCCGUCGUGGUUAGCCGUGUCCAGACUCCAGUCCCCACACAGGUUUGCAGGUUUUGUUCUGGGAUCUCCCCACAUCUCACCUGCAGAAACAAAGGCGCACGAGGAGGAGUACGGCAUUGGGAGCUUCUUCCUGGAAGAGCAGCUCUUUGAGGCCAGGGCAGGAUCCGAGCAAGGUGAACCGGCCAAUUCUGUCCACGAAGGAGAGGAGGAGGAUGACGAUGAAAUGCAUAGACAAAUUUCGUUUCCGUAUGCUACGGAAUUGCUCUGA